Quercus robur (English oak) is the source of this 848-nucleotide messenger RNA. RefSeq lists its product as uncharacterized. NCBI's taxonomy places the organism in Eukaryota, Viridiplantae, Streptophyta, Magnoliopsida, Fagales, Fagaceae. The transcript has 4 exons. The record is from RefSeq and is a predicted model, not a curated record. The coding region runs from base 175 to 510 and encodes 111 amino acids.
AAAUUCGACCGUUGAACCAACCAAACAGCACCACCCCCAUCAACGGUUAUCUCUACCACUCAAAUUUCCUUCAUACAUUAAAUUUCGCUUUAAGCUUAUUACAAUUGAGAGUUCCAGUAUAUGUAAAACUCUCUCCCUCUCUUCUCUUUCUCUCUCUGAUCAGAGGUAAAUUCAAUGGAGAACGUGCUCACUAUGCUUCCCAAGAGCCCAAUCCAACCAGAAAACACCAUUAUCGACUGUAAAACACCACCCCAGAUUCAACAAACUGAUGAAAACAAUCGAAAUCCCGGCAAUGAUUUGCGCAAACCCAGCACCCCAGAACGCCUUAAAGUCCCCAAGGCUUUCAAGUUCCCCGAAAGGUAUAGAAGCCCAACUGAUUCGAUGAUGUCCCCAGUUACAAAAGGCCUUCUUGCCAGAAGCAGAAAAGGUGGCAUGCUUUUACCACCUAGUGUAAAUCAAACCAAGAUCCAGGACUUGCGUGUUCAGGAUGCGGGUCUCGUUGAAAAGUGAAGAAGUUUAAAGCUGUUGGAUAAAUGCUUCAAGAUCAGAUGGAUUUCUUGAUCCUAACGAUGUCAUCAAAUUCAAGAACAUUUGAUGGGAUUGUAUGUGCAGAAACCCUAUUGCUUUCCAUUUGAGUAAGAUGCGUGUAAUGUUGUAAUUCUCUGAGGCUUCAUAUGUAAUUUGAUUGCAGUUUUGUAAUAAGGAAGUUGUUCACUAUUUAGAGUCUAUGUGCAAAUGCUUCUGUUGAAGAAAAUGAUUGACAGGGAAACGAGUCAAACAUAUUACACGUGGGUUUGUACCUGUUUUGAAGAAUGCAAAUGAAGAAAACUAGGAGUACUAUUGAGUCU